Molecule: messenger RNA, 1518 nt
Organism: Didymosphaeria variabile
Lineage: Eukaryota; Fungi; Ascomycota; Dothideomycetes; Pleosporales; Didymosphaeriaceae
Exons: 4
Coding region: 1-1518 (505 amino acids)
Biological process (GO): transmembrane transport; carbohydrate transport
Cellular component (GO): membrane
Molecular function (GO): carbohydrate:proton symporter activity
Source: RefSeq, a predicted model, not a curated record
AUGACACGAUUCAUGGACAACUUUCCAUCCGUCGUCAACUCGUCUUCAGCUACUGGCUGGUUGACCUCUAUUCUACAGCUGGGUGGAAUUUUGGGCUCGCUAUCGGCUGGUGUACUUAGUGAGAUUUUCUCGCGUAAAUACACCAUGUUCAGCGCCUGCAUCUGGGUUGUCCUUGGGUCAUAUCUGUACAUCGGCGCCAGCCACCACAGGCCCAGCCUUCUGUAUGCGGGCAGAUUCUUCACCGGGAUUGGGGUUGGAACGUUUAGUGGUAGCGGACCUUUGUACAAUGCCGAAAUCGCAGCACCGGAACUGAGGGGUUUGAUCGUCUCGUUCUAUCAGUUCGCGACCAUCCUGGGUAUCAUGCUCUCCUUCUGGAUCGGAUAUGGAUCGAACUACAUUGGCGGUACUGGCGAAAAUCAGGCGAACCUCGCGUGGCAGCUUCCCUCCAUCAUCCAAGGCAUCCCAGCCGCCAUUCUUGCUUGCGGUAUCUGGUGGUUGCCAUUCUCUCCUCGUUGGCUAGUCAAGAAAGGUCGCGAUGAGGAAGCUUUGAAGACUAUCAGCUACCUUCGAAAGCUACCUGUUGAGCAUGAGCUCGUACAAAUCGAAUACAAGGAGAUCAAAGCUGAAGCGCUCUUCGAGCAGCGUAACUUUAAAAAGCAUUUCCCCAACCUGGCUGCCAAGGAGACGGGAAGUGUCUGGGCGCGAGAGUUUGCCCAGUACUACCACAUUGUUCGCACUUGGGACAACUUCAAGAGAGUUGCUACCGCUUGGCUUGUCAUGUUCUUCCAACAAUGGUCUGGUAUCGAUGCGAUCAUCUAUUACGCAAGUAAUAUCUUCUUGUCCCUCGGAUUAACUGGAGGCACCCAAGCUCUUCUCGCCACCGGUGUUACUGGUGUGGUAUUCUUCGUCAGCACCCUUCCGGCCAUGGCUAUUAUCGAUAAAGUAGGCCGCAAGCCCAUGUUGAUCGUCGGUUCCGUCGUCAUGUUCUGUUCUAUGGUCAUCGCUGGAGUCAUGGUUGCGAAGUUCAGGCAUGAUUGGGUAGCACACUCCGCCGAGGGCUGGAUCGUUGUUGCGUUUAUCUGGAUCUAUGUCGGCGCUUUCGGUGCCACCUGGGGUCCGGUCUCCUGGACUCUAGUGUCUGAGAUCUUCCCGCUCUCUAUUCGAGCCAAGGGUGCCUCCAUUGGCGCCUCGUCUAAUUGGCUUAACAACUUUGCCGUCGCUUUCUUCGUACCGCCAAUGCUCGAGAACUGGGCUUGGGGAACUUACAUCUUCUUCGCCGUUUUCCUCGCCGUCGGUAUCGUAUGGGUCAUUUUCCAGCUUCCGGAAACAAAGGGUGCGACAUUAGAAGAGAUGGAUCGCGUGUUCAACAGCCGGACUGGUGCGGAGGACGCUAUAAUGCUCGCCGAGGCUAGGAGGGAGAUCGGUCUUAGCAUGACACUUGAGGACGAUGCGAUCAAGGCUGUCAAGCACGCCGAUCAGAUCCUCGAGAAGGGCCACGAACGUGUCGAGGAGGUUUAA